UCGCUUGCGGCUCGUAGUCGUCGGCGCGCCUGCGAUUCGCGAGCACGCACAGCAUAUUGUUGUUCGAUAACGAGAGCGAGUGCCAUCGCCCGUCCCGAGUGUGUUAAGUGGCCGGCUAAUCUCUCGUCCUCAAUGAGUUUUAAUAAUCGCGCAGCGCUUUUAAUUCUCAAAAAUAUAAUUAUAUGCAAAGUAUAAUUAUAUGUAAACUACAUAUAUCUUUAAAUAAAAGUGACAAUAAAUUGCCAUAUUGUCGAACGCGUGUCGGACUAUACUUUAAUAUAAAAUUUAAUAAUUUGAGUAGUAAUACUCUUAAAUAAACACGCUGUCAAUAUACAUGAUUGUGUCGAACGAUACAAGUUAUAAGAUACAAACUAUAAAAUCGAACAUUUUUCGUGGUGAAAUUUAUCUUCUAUGUGGAACAGCUGUUGCUACAAGCUGUAAAAGUGUUCCGGCGCAAUUGCCUGAUACAGUGCAAAUCAUUUGUGGGAACCGUUGACCGUAAAGAGAUAAUUCCGGAGUCGAGUUUUCCUCGCGGUUUUUCGAAAGUGAAUCGUAGCCAGCGUGAUAGAUUUCGACAUUCACCGAUAUAGAAGUUCACUUUCGAAUGGUACACACGUGCAUCGCGCCCAUCGCAGAUAUUUAAAGGGCAAGGGCAAUAUAGACCUUUAAGCGGAUCGAUAUUGUCGCUUCCGAAAAUUUCGUGGAAGAAGAUUUAAUAAGAAGGUAUCCCUUCUCUCCUGUGUUUUACCACUCGAGGCAGGAUGGUCACGCAUAGUAUGGAUAACAUCCUGAACAUGCAAUACUACCCGACGAACAGCCACGUCGAUGCGUCGGUGCAUUCGCCGCCGCCGAGGAAGAGACGUUGCUUGAAUAAAGAGCAAGAUCCGAUGUCACACAGGAUCAUCGAGAAGCGGAGAAGAGAUCGUAUGAACAAUUGCCUGGCCGACCUCAGCAGGCUCAUACCGGCGGAAUACUUGAAGAAGGGUCGAGGCAGAGUCGAAAAGACGGAGAUCAUCGAGAUGGCGAUUCGCCACAUGAAGCAUCUUCAAGGCCUCCGGCAAGAUAACAAGCACUCGCCUGUGACGCCGGUGCACACGCAUCCCGAGGACAGCGUGGACAGCGUGUCACAUUCGACUGCGGCUUCCACCGCGGCGGAGCAUUAUAAGCUGGGAUUUCAGGAGUGUCUGAGCGAGACCAUACACUUCCUCAUCGAGGUCGAGGGCUUUUUCGCGAGGGAUGCCCUCUGCGUACAGCUCAUCAAUCAUUUGCAGCAGCACUGCGACAAAAUCGUAGCCACCAGUGACCGAUUAGGCUUCCCGCACACCGAGCUGCCAGUGAUGAACGGUACGAUGAACGGCGCCGGCUACUCGCACACAAGUAUUCCGACGAUAUGUCAGCCCAACGGCGGCCACUCGGACCACGGCUCGAGCUCGGGCGUGAGCUCGUUCGGCGACCCGGAACGUCCGCUGCUGCGACCGGCGAUCGUGCCGCCGCCGAUGAUCGUGAGUGACGACAGCAAUCACAGCACCCACUCGCACAGCACACCGCCCGGAACCGGGACCGUCUCCUGUCGGGACCGGCCGACCAACUACAAGUUCAAGAGCUCGAUCAAGCAGAGGUUCUCGGCGGAGAGGGUGAAAUCGUGUUCGCCGCCAGUGUCGAACGGCGCCGGGCUGGACAAGCCACCGUCCUCGUCGUCCCACGGGGUGCCAAUCUUCGCCCUGCACGACGUCGGAUCCUUCUACGUGCCGCUGACGGUCGAGGCGUCCCUGAUCAGACCGCAUCUGAGCUUCAUUCCGGAUACCGGACCCGACACCGUUUUACAUCCGGUCACGAUAUCUGUUAACUUCAAUCACUCGUCGCCGCCAGCGUGGUCGCAACACCAUAGUCCCACGCACCAGCAUUAGACAUGUUAAGAGGAAAGGUCUGUCAUCCGCUCGCUUGUGCGAACGAGGGAGGAUGUACUCUGAUCCAUCAAUGUUCCGAUUGUCGUCGGUAGACUGGAUCUUUGGAUCAACGCCCUAAUAUAUGAUUGUAAGAAAUCUGCGCAUUCUUGAAUAAUCUGUCAGUCAUUGCGAUGGAAUCGGGAGUGAUGAGGCCGUCCACAUGACGCUCGCGAGAAUCAAGAGAACAGCUUGUUAGUUCUUCUAUUUUAUUAACCGCAAUACGCGGUGGACGGACUAAAGUGGCCUAUAUACGAUACAAUUCAUUGGCAUAAUUAAUAUCAUCGUUAAUCUCAUAAUAUAAAUUCUAAUCAUGUUAUAAAACUCACUUAUUAUUCAUUAUUAUUCAUAUCCUAAAAUAUAUUUGGGACGAUAAUUAAUUGCGUCGUGUAUGGGCCGCUUUUCGGGUGUAUAUUGCGUAUAGGAGACGCCGAAGUCGAGGAUAUUUGUACAUUUACUGAGGCUGUGGGUCGCUUUAGCAUUUACGAGGUUUGAGAGAAUGUGUGUUAAGGGUUGUACAUAGGUAGAGUAUUAAGGAUAGGAAGCUCCAAGUCGUUCUGGCUUCGGUGUGUCUUUCCUCGUCGUUAAUCUAUAUAAAUUCGGACACCCGUUUUGCUCCUUCUUCCUUUUCCCCGGAUACUUCAUCUCUCGUUCCCGUUUUCACUCCGUCUGUUCUCCUUCCUCGACACUUAUUUUCCAUCUGCUCGACGAACUUUUCGCGUCACUAUGUUUCCUUGGUAAAAAAAAUCAAUAUGAAUAUUGAUGAGUCCGCGGAUAUCGGAUAUUAUCAAUUAUAUGUUGAAUAACAUUGAGUAUUCAGCGGAGGAGCAGGUUGCGUCUCAAUACAAAUCAUGGAUCUGGAAACAACCUCAUUUCUUAUGUGUCAUGUGGUAAGAUCAUUGACAUAAUAUGAAAAGAAUAAAAGAUCGUAUUUCCAUAUGUCUAUGGAAAUAAGAUUUAUUUCAUUGACUAUGGUCGGUAUUCAUAGUCAGAUCUCAUAUAUAACAUCGUCUUCAGAUAUUCCGUAGCCAAUAAAACGAGUCGUACAGCUUCUCAAAAUAAACUUGAGACGAUCUUAAAUAUAAAUAUAAAUUCAUCUGACGAUGAAUACCACACUGUGUCUAGAAAAAGAUUUAUUUCUGUUAGUAUAACACAGCAAACGCAUGACAAUAGACAAACAUUAUCAACCUAACAGAAUUUAUUCACGCAGGAGCGAUGAUCUUGCUUCGAGAUCCUAACGGAUUGAUCCGUAUAAGCCGAUGAUUUUCCGUAUUUGCGAUGUAAGUUAGAAUAAAAGUGCCUACGUAUACAUACACACACCCACACACGUAUAUGUAAAACUAUACAUAUGUAUGUAUAAUA
This is a messenger RNA of Temnothorax curvispinosus, 3305 nucleotides long. It is a transcript of the gene cwo, whose product is annotated as transcription factor cwo. The record is from RefSeq and is a predicted model, not a curated record. Bases 762 to 1907 code for a protein of 381 amino acids. The transcript is spliced from 4 exons. Gene Ontology annotation, molecular function: DNA-binding transcription factor activity, RNA polymerase II-specific; protein dimerization activity; RNA polymerase II cis-regulatory region sequence-specific DNA binding. Gene Ontology annotation, cellular component: nucleus. NCBI's taxonomy places the organism in Eukaryota, Metazoa, Arthropoda, Insecta, Hymenoptera, Formicidae. Gene Ontology annotation, biological process: regulation of neurogenesis; regulation of circadian rhythm; anterior/posterior pattern specification.